Molecule: messenger RNA, 357 nt
Organism: Lindgomyces ingoldianus
Lineage: Eukaryota; Fungi; Ascomycota; Dothideomycetes; Pleosporales; Lindgomycetaceae
Exons: 1
Coding region: 1-357 (118 amino acids)
Source: RefSeq, a predicted model, not a curated record
AUGCAGAACAUCGUUUAUGGCAACAAUGUCAAAAACAUCACUGUCGAUACAAUAAUCUCAUACUUUUGGUCUCAGUUCCAAUAUGUUACAAGAGGCCUCGUGAUUUUUUACGGCGUCAGCGCUUUUGUCACUGCAGUGUGUCUGGAAAUGGGGUUUCAGGCGAUGCUGAAGACGAAUCGUAGCUUCUCCCACAAUUUUCCGGGCGUCUUUUGGUUUGUUAGGAGAUUGGAGCUCGACUUCGAUGCGAGCAAAGAUGAGAGAAGGGUUGCGGAUCCAUUGCCUAAGGAAUUCAGAGAUAUUGUUUUGAGGCAGGAACACAUCUCACGAGGAGGGUUGAAGAGAUCCACAAUACAAUGA